Messenger RNA from Mercenaria mercenaria, 2297 nucleotides. RefSeq names its product electron transfer flavoprotein regulatory factor 1-like. Lineage: Eukaryota; Metazoa; Mollusca; Bivalvia; Venerida; Veneridae. The record is from RefSeq and is a predicted model, not a curated record. Bases 26 to 451 code for a protein of 141 amino acids. The transcript has 3 exons. Gene Ontology annotation, biological process: respiratory electron transport chain. Gene Ontology annotation, cellular component: mitochondrion.
UGGUUGUUGCUCAUGUGGUAUAAAAAUGUCCGGUGUUAAAAUUUAUAUUUCGGACAAGAACAGUAGUCGCACGAGCGCUAAUUCGGCAGCGAUUAUUACGUCACGAAUCGAUGAGAAGGCUCGAAUCGAUGAGAAAAGGGCAUUAUGUGAUAAUUGUGUCAAUGUGAUAAAUGCAAAGGAAGCCAUGGCAAGUAAUCCACUGAGACCAAAGGUCAUUGAACUGUACAAAACACUGCUGUAUUUAGGAAAAGAGUAUCCAAUGGGUGCAGACUAUUUUCGUACCAAGUUGAAAGGAGCAUUUAUGAAAAACAAGGAUGUAAGUGACCCUAAAGAAAUAGAGAUGUUGAUAGAGAGAGGGAACUAUGUUGUGAAGGAACUUGAGGCCUUGUACAUGCUGAGGAAAUACAGAACUUUGAAGAAGAGAUAUUAUGAUAAGAAAGAACCUUCUUGAAGGAAAUUUUCUCUAGAUGAAUAAUUUAAUUGAUCAAUCCAAAUGAUUUCUGUGAUAUUGAGAAAGCUGAUUGUAUUCAGUGGAAUGUAAUACAUUUAUUGCUAGUCAGGGAUAUUACCAUAAAAUAGUUACUUUUGUUGCAGCGAAAGUUUAUUGAUUUGGAAUAAAUACAGAUAUUAUUGUAUAUGAUUUUUAUAGUUAAAAACUCUUGCAGACAUGUAAAAAGAAAUAAACUGAUAAUUAAAAUAACAUAAGUCAUAUUUUUACCAGUCUGAUAUGGUUGUAACUGAAAGUAAAAAUAAAAAUACUGUGCGUAUAAAUGCCCAUUGAACAUAUGCUACAAAUUCUAUCUUUAAGGAACAGAAUACUUGCUGUUGGUUAAUUUCAGAAUUAUAGUUUAAACUGGUGUAAAAAAAGUUGGACUUUGGGCUGUACCUGAAACAAAGUAUUUUGGAUCAUGUUUCACAUUUCUUGUCUCAAACCAAUCAAAAACUUCUUUACCCUAUCUUGAUAAUUUGACUGCAUUAUUUUUACCUUAUUUAUACAUAAGUCUGCUUAAUCUAUAAUACAGAGUCUGAUAGCUAUAUAACUUUGAAAUGUAAGCUGUUUACAAUUGAUGAUGUCAUUGCUACAUGAUACUGCUGUAAGGGUCUUGUUUAUCAACAAUAAUUUAGUGAAAUCAAAAUAGAAUUGUUCAAUCAGAAAGAAAAUAGAUCUGUUUUGCUAAUUAAGUUGUGGUAACAAGGAAAUCCUACCCUAGGUUUGAGAUAUGUCCAAAAAACUGAGGAAGAAUCUCUGUCUUUUACAGACUCUCAACAGUUUUUUGCGUAUCCUUAUCUCAUGGACAUGGCAGACUUUAUACAUAAUUAUAUCUAUAUUAGUCAUGUUAUUUGUUAUUUUCUAGUCUGAAUUAUAAACUUUUUGGUUAGUUGUACAUUUUCAGAAUUUCAUCAAAAUCUCCUUGUUUUAGUCUGUUAAUAUGCUUACCAGGGGUGAUAUUCAUAAAGCUUCCAGGUCUAGUUAUGUCUCCAACCACACAGUGGUGUGGGAGACAUACUGAUUUACUCCUGUGUGUCGGUCACAAAUCUUCUUUGCACUCUUAGUCAAACAUUUCUCAUCCGAUCUUCACCAAAUUUGAACAAAAUGUGUUUGCCAAUAAGUCCUUAGCCAGGCUAGAUAACUAGCUGAAUGUGCAAAGGCACUUUGGAAUUAUGGCCCUUAAAUUAGCAAAAAUCAGCCUUUUUACUCUUGUCCCCACUCUUAGUUGAACAUUUUUCAUCCGAUCUUUACCAAACUUGAACAGAAUGUGUUUGACCAUAGUCCUCGGCCAAGUUCGAUAACUGACCAAAUCCACCUUUUAGGCUCAUAACUAGCCAAAUCCAAUAAGGCACUUCAGAAUUAUGGCCCUUGAAUAACCGAAAAUCAGCCUCUUUACUCUUGUCCACGCUCAAAGUUGAACGAUUGCCGUCUUAUCUACAUCAAACUUGAACCAAAUGCCUUUGACCAUAAUUCCUCAGCCAAGUUCAUUAACUUGCCAUAUCGCCCAAGGCACAUGAGAAUUAUGGCCCUUAGAUUACCCCAAAUCAGCCUUUUUAUUCUCCAAAGGUAUAUUUGUAGUGAGUUAACAGUAUAUAAAGACUGACUCACUAUUUAGAUGAUAAGGCAGUUGUGGGAUACAUGCGCUUUUUUCAAAAGCAGCUCUAGUUUCUACAUAAUUUUCAUAAAGGGUUGCUAGUGGAGUUUGAAGAAAUAAUGUAUUGGAAGGAAAAGCAAGUUUUAAACUUUGUAAUUUCAAGAUUCAUUGCCAAUUCCUGUAUAUUUUGAAUAAUUACAAUCUUUUAUUUAA